UACAGACAAGAUUAAAUGCUCUAAUGUUUCAUGUUUGACAAUUAAUUGGUUCGACUCAUCGGAUCAAGAUGAAUACAAUGGACCAACUUCUCCUGAAAUAACGAUGUGUUGACAGUUCAUCUUUUUCUCAGACUUUACAAGCUGGUUCUACAUAUUUAUAAGGAACAUGUAUUAUGAGUGUCUGUGAGAUUAAAAAUAAAAAAGGCCAAAGAAUCAACUCGAUUAGAAUUCGUUUUAAUUUAACAUGCUAGCGUUAAUUGCUGUGUUUCAUUCUUGGCAUAGUGGGGUAGAGAUAUGUCUGAGUUGGUGGGGAAGGUACUAGUUUCAACAGUGAUAAACCUGUACGAAUGGCAAGUUGUCAGGGUUACAGACGCAAGAAGUGCUUGUUGAUUGGUGCAGUUCCACAGCUAGCUUUGUGACGCUCCGCGUCCAGAGUUGUGAUUUGUCCAAAUGUUUAUCCUUGUAGAAAAGCGGUUUAGCACCUGCAGAUCACCGGAUGGACUGUAGUCAUUUAGGUAGCUAGCAUCGGUGAGAAGUUAGUUUCUAAGCCAAGGAAACUGUUAGUUUACAAUGAUAACGACGUACUUUAUACUGACCGACACUUUCUUCAAAGCAGGUAGACAGCAAAUGAAGGAAUUCGGCAAAAAUUAAACAACCGAGUGUGUUCAGCCUAAUUUUAGAUGUUCGCUAGCUAAUAGGAUAGCUAGCUCUUUCAGCUGACUACUUUGGUAGAUAGUUUAGUUAAUAUUAGUGUUUAGGUAAUUAGACUGUUUGUCUAUUUACAUUUUUUUUCUAGUUGAACAUUUUUUAGGGGGUUGCACGUUUACUUGUAGUACAACGUCUUGCCGAUUUUGUCGCGAACGGAGAAAGUUUUGAGAUUCUGAAGUCGUGAGAGUAAGAGGUAAGCCAGUAGGUGGCAGUUAAGAUUCAGAGUCCUGUCCAGGAUUCCAGAGGCUCAGGCUGCACUGGCCACAGUGGAUAACCAACGGGAGACAGUCAAGAACAUCCUUGAUGGUCUUCAGCAAAAUAUUGUCAGUUUGGAAAAUACCAUAACUAAAAUAAACCAUACAUUUGAGUCAGUUCAGUCAGACACUGAUGAAUCAGAGCGCCAGCUGAGCUCUGGAUCGGAUGAGGAAUGGCGGGCCCAGCUAUGCUCUAAGUCUGCUGAGGACCAGGACCGGGACCAGCAGACUUUACUGAAGGGGCUGCAGAGAGAGAGGCACCAUCUGCACACUAUAUUGCAGGAGCUCAGAGCCGCAGAGACUGAAACCAGUGGUCGUGAGCAGGAACAGGACAGCCUCAGACAGAAGGUGCACUCUCAGGGCAACAUGCAGAGAAGCCGACGAUCAAUCAGCCCCAAACGAGGGCUGUCUAUCAACCCCAUCUCCUCUCAACACUCCCCUGUCAAGGGAGGGACGUAUGAUUCGGAGCUGAUGAGGGUCCUCCGCGAGCGGGACGAGAUGCAGGGCGCGCUGGAGAAGUAUGAACGCCACCUCUCAGAGAUCCAGGCCAACGUCAAGGUGCUCACCGCUGACCGCGACAAGACCAGCAUGUACCACCAGCAGGCGCAGCAGGAGAUAGCAGCUCUGAGGCGUGAGGUGAUGCAAUCUCGUUCAAUGCGUAGCAGCUCUAAGGGUGGUGUGACGCCUCAGAGAAUCCUGAAACGCGUGGAGGCCGAACGGGACGAGGCCCAGGCCGACCUGCAGCGCAUGACCACCGAGAGAGACAGCCUCAGGGAGAGACUCAAGAUCAACCAGGAGACGGCCAUCAGUGAGCGAGCCCAUCUGGAGCAGCGCGUGGAGGACCUGCAGACAGCCUGCCUCACUCUGGAGCAGGAGCGUGGAGAGCAGAGAAACAGACAGGUUAUGCUGAAGGAGGCGAUGAGGGAGCUGGAGGAUGAGGUGCAGGGCCUGAGUCAAAAGCUGUCUGGAGUAGAGGAGGAGCUGAACGGCUUCAGGAAUGAGUGCAGUAUCCUCAGGCUUGCUCACAAUGAAUCAGAAAGUAACCUCAAUGAGACCCAGCGCAGACUGACUUCACGCAUUGGAGACCUGCAGAAGAUCCAGGAGAGGAAUAAGCUGCUGGAUGAAAAAAAUGACUCAUUGUUGAGGCAGCUGGCUGGUAUGAGGGAGGACAUGAGCUCUCUGCAGGACUCGGAGUCAGACCUGCAGCAGCAGAAAGUCUCCCUGCAGGAGCUGCUGGAGAAGAGGAGCCUGCAGCUCUCCAUGACAAACUCCCAGCUGGAUGAGAAUGAGCAGGCCAUCAGAAGCCUGAAGAUCAACACAGAGGAGCUAGAGACAACCAUUAGAAUGUUGUCAUCACCAUGGAGGGGCUUGCGUGAAUCAGUGAACGUUAGAGAUUGUGAGCUCGGCCUCUUCAGGAAGAAGCUGUCAGACUCGGAGGAUGAGCUUGGUGCCACACUCAAACACAGGGAUGCCACAUCUCGUGAAAACAGCCAGCUAAGGGAUGAGCUGGACAAGGCCCGCAUCGACAACCAGGCACUGCAUCUGAAGGUGGAUGACUGCUCACAGGAAAUGGAGAAUCUGCAGAGGAGAGUGCAGGAGUACGCUGACGACAUCACCCGCAUUGAGGACCUAUUGGCUUCUAAGGAGCAUGAGUGUCGAGAGCUGCAGGAGAGCCGUCGGCGGGCCUCGCUGCAGGCGGAGAGCUGGGAGGGUCAGGCACGGCAGGCGGAGACGGUGGCCGGCCAGCUACGGAUGGAGCUGGUCACCGUUGACCUGGAGUGCCAGGGCCUGAAAGAAAAGAUGAGGAGCCUGGAAGCCAGCCUACAAGAGGCUGUGAGUGCAGAGCGGGGCAGCUGCGGUCAGCUCUCCCAGCUGAACCGGCGUCUGCUGCAGUUGGAGGAGGAGCUGAGAGAGACUCAGAAACAGCAGUCCAUCAAAAACACCGACCUCGAGAAGACACGGGAACUCUGUGUCAAACUGGACAUCAACAAGGAAGCUUUGCAGCGUGAGCUGGAAGCCUCCCACAGUGAAGUGACCAGCCUGAGAAAGCAGCUGUUCAGCGAGCGGGCGUCCACCAACACACUGGAGACCAUGCUGGUGUCCACGCGGAACAAGGACCUGCACAGACAACUGGGCUCUCAGGAGAGGGCCGCCGAGGUCCAUCUGCUCCGGGACAAGCUCACAGCGGCCGACACCAAGGCGAGCUCUCAGAGUAGAGAGGUGUGCCACCUGAGGACUCGGUCCUCCCUGCUGGAGUCUGAUCUAGAGGUGACGAAGAAGAAGCUGGCCACUGAGCGCUUUGACAGGGAGCGGGCAGUGCUGGAGUUGCGUCGGCAGGGCCUCUCUUCAACCCUCUCCUCCACCCUCUCCUCCUCCCUGCGUCCCUCUUCUCCCCCCUUACGUCGCUCUAUCAGCCCCCAGCGGUCCUGGUCCCCAGAGCGUCCCUUCCACAGCACCCCGGAACGUCGCUCCCCUAAACGGAGUACAGUACUUCGGGACCUGUAUGAUUGAGCACCCCGUCUUUCAGUUACUCACAGUAGUUACAUUCUUGGAGUUUUGUAUUUUUUUUACAUCUGUUAUUUUCUAUGAAUGAGAUAUGAACUUCCAAAACAUUAUUGUGUCUCAAUGUAAUGUGCUUGUAUACCGUCCUCAAUAAAUUGCAGGUGUUUUAUACUGUUUACUUUAGGCUUUCAGCGAUUGGUAAAUACUCCAAAAUAUCACAGAUACUAAACAUUUUCCAGUC
This is a messenger RNA of Clupea harengus (Atlantic herring), 3705 nucleotides long. It is a transcript of the gene tsga10, whose product is annotated as testis specific, 10. The record is from RefSeq and is a predicted model, not a curated record. NCBI's taxonomy places the organism in Eukaryota, Metazoa, Chordata, Actinopteri, Clupeiformes, Clupeidae.